Molecule: messenger RNA, 918 nt
Organism: Aspergillus caelatus
Lineage: Eukaryota; Fungi; Ascomycota; Eurotiomycetes; Eurotiales; Aspergillaceae
Exons: 3
Coding region: 253-624 (123 amino acids)
Source: RefSeq, a predicted model, not a curated record
CCGAACACUAAUUCUUUCUGUUUCCCAACUGCAUACAAUUUUUAUGUUGAAUAAUAUGUUUCAAAUAGAGAUCACGUUUUUUCCACUGCGUCUGACUAAUUCCAAUAGGUUAGACCCACAAAAAAAAAAAACCAUGUGGAGAAGUCGAUUAGCUGUCAUCAUCGACAGGGGGUUUAUCGAUCUUCAUUCUUCCUUCCAACCAUAAGAUUAUUACCCAAACCUGAAGAUUAAAAAAAAAAAAAAUUGCCUAUCAUGGAUCGUAUUCGCGAGAAAAUGAAAACCCUCCAGACGGAGGCCGAUACAGCGCAAUCCGAAGUGGAAAAGCUUACAACAAAAAUCCAAGAACUCGAGCAGGAUAAUCAAAGCAAGGAUGAAGAGAUUGCUACGCUAUCAACCCGCCACCAAGUGCUCGAGGAGCAGGUCGAAGAGACUGAGAAGCUAGUCCGCGAGGUAAAGAGACUAUUCAACGAGGAUGAUAUCCAGGCUGGUCAUUAUGAGCGUCGUGCCCAGGCGCUUCAAGCCGAUUGCGACCAGUGGGAGGCCAAGUAUAAUGACAUGGCCGCCAAACAUGCCGAGCUUCAGAAGAACCUCGAUAGCUUGCUUGGCGAGAUGGGCGACGUAUAAGCAUAGACCAUUUUGUAUUGUAAAAGAAUCAAUUACUAUUUCCAAUCUCCCAGGGGCGUCCUGUGACAGCUGAUAUUCCCAAUUCGAACACCUCCAGUCCGCCACUUCUUGGGAAGCUCCUGUUGGCCAAAGAAGCGAAACCAACGGGAAGAGUUCUGCCAUAAUAAAAACAGAGAAUCACUCCUCUGCUGGAUAGAUCACAUACGGAGGUAUGAUGAUGGUACAAUAAUCCAGUUUGGCACCGCCAAGUCUGAGCUUCAAGCUAGGAAAUUGUAUCAAAAUCUUAGAUUUGGC